This is a messenger RNA of Ilex paraguariensis (yerba mate), 183 nucleotides long. NCBI's taxonomy places the organism in Eukaryota, Viridiplantae, Streptophyta, Magnoliopsida, Aquifoliales, Aquifoliaceae. The record is from the annotation of a GenBank genome assembly.
AUGAAUGUUCUAGAUGUGGCUACUUCUCUCGCAAAAGUUGCUGAUGUGGAUAGAAAUCUCGGAAAUGAAGAUGUGGCAAUUGAUGGAUUUCAAGAAGCCAUUAAAUUGUUGGAAUCCUUGACAUUAAAGUCUGAAGAAGUUGGCCUUGAGCAACGUGUAAGAUUACUGUCUGCUCGGCUUUAA